Molecule: messenger RNA, 935 nt
Organism: Impatiens glandulifera
Lineage: Eukaryota; Viridiplantae; Streptophyta; Magnoliopsida; Ericales; Balsaminaceae
Product: auxin-responsive protein SAUR76-like
Exons: 1
Coding region: 132-692 (186 amino acids)
Biological process (GO): response to auxin
Source: RefSeq, a predicted model, not a curated record
UAAUUAAUUAACAGGGAAGGAGCCAAACAGGACGCAGCUGUUUCUCUGUCUUUGGUGGAAAUGGAUGAUGAUUAAAAACAAAAUCUUUUUCUCGUUCAUUGUCGUGGGCCACAUUACAGACCUUCCCCUACAUGUCAAGCUUCAACCAUUUCUAUACUUUCCCUCUUCCUCCUCCUUCUUCUUCUUCAAUAUCCAACAAACAAAAAAAGAUUGUUUCUUUCUUCUCUCUCUCUCUCUCUUUACAGCCAGCGACGGAUCGUGCCAAGGAGAAAAUGAAAGGUGGAAAGCUAACAAAGCUCAAGUCAGCAUUGAAGAAUUGGCCAUCUUUCACCACCAGGAACUCCAACGAACAAAGGAGGAUCCGUAAUUCUUCCGACGCCGGCGUAACCCUCUCCGUCCCCGACAAUGACGAACCCCUAGUUCCUUCCGCCGAUGAAAAGCUUCAAGCAGUCUACGUUGGUAGGUGUCGCCGACAGUAUUUCGUCACAUCCGAGGUAAUCAACCACCCUCUGUUCCAAGUUCUUGUCGAUAAAUCGGAAUUAGGCUCCGGUGGUUCCGGUGAAGGUGGGAUCAUAGUGGCAUGUGAGGUGGUGAUGUUUGACCAUCUUCUUUGGAUGCUUGAGAAUACUGAUUCAUCCACGCAAUUGGAUCCAAACUCCAUGGAUGAGUUAGUCGAAUUCUACAGUUUCUAAGCUUCUCUGUUUCUUUUCAUCAAUCGAAAUUCUAAGUUGUAUAUAAAAUGUUGCUUCUGAUCAUUUGGGUUUUUGUUAAUUUUGAUGAUUUUUUUUUUGUGUGAAAAUUAUCAGCUUCAUUGAUAAUAUUGUUUUGAAAGGUUGGAGGCGUGUGAAUUAAUUAAGAUUAUUGUUUUAAUUAAUUAUAACUAAUGAAGAUGAUGAGUUGUUUGUCCUUCUUUUGAAAUUAAAUUAUAUCAUCAU